AGCGCGCAAGAAAACGUGCCCCGAUUUUUCUUCUCUAUCCUCCCACGACCCUAAUUCUUGGCGCAAGCAUGGGCGGCGAUACUGUUUCGCUUUCUACUCCUUCCAUCCUUCACGAUCAUCUCUAUGGGGGUUCUUCUCUCGAGCAUGAUCAGUCGCAAAUUGCUACUCAACUGCCCACUCUCAGGGGUAACAACAGUAACUUGAGCAUGCAAACUAAGGAUGAUGAAGCGGAUAUGGAAAAUGGAGUAAUCAUGGGAGAAUUUGAUGCGACUGAAUCUCAAUUUUCUUCAUCUGCUUUGAAUGUUGAAAUAUAUCGGAGGAGGAUAAACAAUGUACAUAGAGAGAUCUUGGAGAGCUCUGAUCAAUUACGGAUUCGUAGUGAGAAUUUGAAUCAGGCUAAGAGAAAAAUUUUGAGCUAUUCUCCUGGAUCAUGGAUUGAGCAGGUAGGUGGAAUGAAAUUAUCUGACUAUGAUAUCCCACAAACAAUGUCGCUUAUAUUGAUUGGUCCGAAAGGAUCUGGUAAAAGUAGUCUUAUAAAUAGGAUCUCCAAGGUGUUUGACGAGGACCGUUUUGCGCCCGAAAGAGCUCAAGUAUCAUGUAAUUCAUCUGGUGAAGAUGGAACUUUUUUCCUUCAAGAAUAUAUGAUUCUGAGAAAGUCGAAAUCCUUUUGUUUAUACGAUACCCGUGGUCUGUCUGAUGACUCGUCCGAAAACAUUGAAGUGUUGAAACAAUGGAUGACCAAGGGUGUUCAUCAUGGAGAACUUGUAGCAAGGAAAUCUGAUGCUUCAAGUUUAAUAAAUAGAAUGAGGUGUAAAGCUCGCCAACGCUUCCCUCUUUCUAGGGCGGUCAGAAUGAUUAAUUUUGUCAUAUUCGUCGUCGAUGGGCUUUCAGUUCUUAAAUCAAUGGAUGGCAAUGACAUAGAGAAAGAUUAUGAAAGAGUGAUAACUACUGCGUUCAAUUGCCCUUAUUUAUCAUAUGGAGAUGACAAGCCAGUUGUUGUUAUAACCCAUGGAGAUCUACUUUCCUUUGCGGACCGUGUUCGUGUACGUGCCCAUUUGGGGAAUUUAUUAGGUAUUCCAUCGGCGAAACAAAUAUUUGACAUCCCAGAUAGUUAUGAUCCAGUCACGGAGUUGACGAUAAUUGAUAUGUUACAUUACUGUCUGGAGCAUGCUGAUAAAAACCUUUCUCCCAAGAGCUGGACGGUGUUCAAGGAUCAUGUGUCCUCCGUAUCAGCGAAUACAUACUUCCUAACCUUCAUGGUGAUUGUUAUCAUCUCAGCUUAUCUGUAUCAGGUAUACGUUCAUCAUCCCGAGCAACAGGAACCUAAGAACGUUUCGAAAGGUAUGGAGAUAGUUUGGCAUGAGAUUCGACAUAUGUGGUUAGAUUGAAGAAGGGGCAGUGUCUUGGACUUCAGAGGUUCUUUUGCUACAAAUAAUAGGUGGGUAAAUGAUAUUGUCACCUAACUGUGCAGUGUGGAAUAAUGCUAAAACUGUUCAUAUUGUGAUGAUUUGUGGAUCCUAUUAGACAAUGCACUGUCUUCUUAUAUAUGAGGUAAAAGUGAUGGAAAAUAUUAAAUGGUAAAUUUAGCCUCUGAAUUUUGAUUGGUAGUUUGUAAGCAAGAUUUUGCCCAGAAGAUGAGGAAUGAUAGGAAUACAUAAAGGUUUCAUGGAUAUA
Messenger RNA from Cucurbita pepo subsp. pepo (vegetable marrow), 1674 nucleotides. Its product is annotated as P-loop containing nucleoside triphosphate hydrolases superfamily protein. Lineage: Eukaryota; Viridiplantae; Streptophyta; Magnoliopsida; Cucurbitales; Cucurbitaceae. The record is from RefSeq and is a predicted model, not a curated record.